Molecule: messenger RNA, 481 nt
Organism: Strongylocentrotus purpuratus (purple sea urchin)
Lineage: Eukaryota; Metazoa; Echinodermata; Echinoidea; Camarodonta; Strongylocentrotidae
Exons: 3
Coding region: 70-360 (96 amino acids)
Source: RefSeq, a predicted model, not a curated record
GAGAAAGAAACGGCACCUCUUACUACCAAGGUCGUGGAACCAUCACCCGGUAUCAAGUAUACUGACAUAAUGGGCAGUAACGAGGCUCAAAUAAUUGAAAAAACUGAGCAUCCGGGAGAGUGCUACAGCAGACGAGAUAUAAUCCUUACUGCCUUUGGUGCCUCUAUUGCAGUGGUUAUAGUCGUGGCCGUCAUCUGGAUGAUUCGUAAGGUUCGAAAACGAUGCCAAAAAAGGAAAUUCGAUGACCAUGAGGGCUACCUGCCAGGUUUACCGAUGGGUCACUCACAACCAGUCGUAGGCAACGGGUACGCUGUCACCGGUGAUUCGGAUGACGACUCGACAGGAGAUUCCAGAGCGUAGUCGAUGUCGGUUUAACUCUAUCAAUCGACGGUUGAUCAGGAACUAUUCUUAACUCUUUAAAUACCUCGGUCAUGACGAUGUGCUGUAACAUGUUAACAUCUAUGGCAUACAGGGAUUUUUG